AUGCCUCGUUCAAGUGGACGAUCCUCUGGCGGCCGCCCCGCCCCUUCGCGCUCUGGCCUAUCGGGCUCGCGAGGUGCUCACACCAUGGCCGCCCCGCAACAGCAGCAGCACCAGCAGCCUCCUCAGGCAUACACACAACAGCAGCCCGCUAUGGCACAGCAGUCGCCUGGUCCCGGUCUCUUCGGUCAGAUGGCCUCCACCGCCGCUGGUGUCGCUGUCGGCUCGACCAUGGGUCACGGUCUCUCCAACAUGCUUUUCGGUGGUAGCGGCUCUGCCCCUGCUGAGGCUCAGCAGGCACCACCCCAGGCUUACGACCAGGGCGCCUACGCCGGUCAGCAGCAGCAGAACAUGGGUGUCAGCUGCGAGCAGCAGAGCAAAGACUUCAUCAAGUGUCUCGAGAGCACCAACGACAUGAACUCGUGCUCGUACUACCUCGAGCAGCUCAAGGCUUGCCAGGCCGCUGCCCGGCCUUACUGA
This is a messenger RNA of Ustilago hordei, 477 nucleotides long. RefSeq lists its product as uncharacterized. The transcript has 2 exons. The record is from RefSeq and is a predicted model, not a curated record. Gene Ontology annotation, cellular component: nucleus; mitochondrion. Gene Ontology annotation, biological process: mitochondrion organization. The coding region runs from base 1 to 477 and encodes 158 amino acids. Lineage: Eukaryota; Fungi; Basidiomycota; Ustilaginomycetes; Ustilaginales; Ustilaginaceae.